AGAUAGCCAAGAUGGAUGACGACAGGUGAAGCGGCGGAGCGGGCUUCCUCCGAUGCCUUUCCCUCAACUCCCGCCGCCGUUCUCCCUGUCGGCCGCAUCACGACGACCCGUUCGACGACAGAGAGUGAACCGAGCGGUUCCAUGAGCACGCAGCCGGGAUGCCGAAGCGCAAGCUCGAGGACGACCAGAGCGAGCCCGACGAGCUGGCCGUGCCGCUGCCCAUCCAGACCUUCCUGUGGCGACAGACCAGUCCCUUUAUACGCCCGAAAAUUGGCAAGACCCACGAUGCAUCGGCGAUGGAACAACGAGAAGCAUGCAAGUCGUUUGAGAAAGUUCUGGUGCAAAACAUUCAGUUUGGCCUAUCACCCAGUCUGACUGUUGCCAUCAAAAGCAUCAGAAGGUGGCGCCUGGUGCGCGCAGCCCUGCCGCACGUGAUGCACUGCUGCGCUGCGCUGCUGCAUGCGCGCAAGGAAAGCUGCCUGGAGAAGCUGGGCUCGGCCGAAACCAAGCUGCUCUACACUCUCCACUGGAUCCUGCUGGAUGCGGCUGAGGAGUGUAGCGACGCCGAGCACGCCGGGGGCCCCGACCCCGCUCGCUACGUCUUCCCCAUCAGCGUUAUACAGGUGUUUGUGUACCUGUUUGCGCCACUGAUCCCGUUCCUGAAGCAGUCGGACUUUGUGGGCAGCUUCCGGCUGGAGAAUGGGGUGCGCAUUUGGGAGCCCCUCUGGGAGUUCCGGCACCCCAGUGUGCCCUGCUUCACGGCCCCCGUGCAGCCCCACGGGGCCAGGGCGGGAUCUCGGGGAGACCUGGAGCUGCGCAGGCCCCAUUACGGGGACGUCUUCCUCGGGGGGGCCCCGGGGGCCAAGCUCAGGAAGCAGGAGUCUUCCAAGACUGGGACUGACGAAAACGAGGGCAGCGGCCGCACUUCUCCUGACCCAAUUCCUACCAGCAGGGCUUCCUCGGCAUCUGCCAUGAAAGAAGGGAUGGACUCCGAAAUCAACGUCCCUUUGAGCAAGGACACCGAGAUGAGAGCGGCCAUCUUGGAAGGCUGUCGUCCAAGUCCUUCCAAAUCUCAGGGCGAGCUGGGCGCACGUCCCGAGCGUUCUGCCGACCGCAAGGAGGCGAUCCUGGCGGACCCCUGCAUGGCCACCUACCUGGACGUCUCUGUGCUGCGCUGUCUCUUCAUCUCCCAGUGGCUGGAGGAGGGCGUCCACUGGGCACUCCAGUUCCUCCUCAACCGACUGCGUGCCGUGGCAGAAGAGCAGUCCCGGGAGGUGCGUCCGCGCAGACGCAGCAGCUCGCUGCCCGUGGCCCGGGCGGAGGCGCCCCCCCCGCCCUCCCCCAAACAACCCCCGCAGCCGUCCCCCGUUGCGGCGCGGCCCCUGCCGCCCCUGGGUCCCCCCUGCGGACCCCCAAGCCACCACGCCAGCAUGCAGGAGCUGAGGCAGCAGCCCCUCCCCCACCGCGACAUGCCCUCCCCCGACCUGCGCCGGCACCGGCGUCUGAACCGGGGAGACCUGCGCGCCUUCGUGGAGGAAAGGCUGCGCCUCUCGGAGCGCAUCCUGGACCGCCUGGGACGCGACGACGACGACGUGGCGCUGCACCGACCCGCCCCGGCCCCCGACGCCCCGCCCGAGGGCCCCGCACUCGCCGCGGUCGAGUCGCAGCCUCUACCGCCCGAGGCGGCGCCACCGCCACCGCCGCCGCCGUCGACCUUUGAGCGCGUGGGCCGCGUGCCCGCGCCUCCCUUGCAGCGCCCCAAGUCCGCGCUGGGCCUGCUCAGGGACAUGGGGGGGCCGACGGACGCAUUUCCCAGGGGCGAGAUGGUCCGGGGCAAGAGCCUGCCCAGCAUCCACAUCGAGGAGCCCGCCCCCCCAGGGCCCGAGGAGGAGGCGGCUCCUUCCGCAGCACUCCCCGCACCCAAGGGGGGCACGGAGGCGGCGCGCAAGCUGCCGGCCGUGCACACACACAGCGUGCCCAACCCCAUCAUCACGGUCACGGAGCACUCGCCCGUCGCCUCCAUCCAGUUUUUCAUCAACCAGGACUCUGCAGAGAGCCCAAAGGAAGAGACUCCGCCCAGUGCGGUGUUUGUGCCCCCCUGCCACCAGCUGUCCAUCACACGCAGCCAGACGGACUCGAACAUCUUGUACAGCAUCGACGACUUCAACGAGGCCUCUGGGUCCACCCACUACAUCACUCUGGACGGACGUAUCAACCUUUUCGUCGUCCUCAAGGCGGUGCACGCGGUGACGCUGCGGGAGACGAGCUGCUCCCUGCGGGUGUGCGGGGCCCUCGUGUCCAUCCUGGAGCUGCUCUUGGGAAUGGACGUGCUGCCCCGGCGGAGGAGCGACGACCCCUGGGAGGACCUGCUGGCACCACGCCCGGACGCUGACCGACGCUCCGACCAGCUCUCCACCCACAACCUGUUCGUCGACAGCAUCGUCAGGGUGAUGAAGCACCUGGGCUGCCCCCACGGCUGCGGGGAGGGCCACCGGUCAUCGAGCGCAGAGACGGUGCGUCGACAAGCCCAGGGUUGCCUGCUGCGCCUGCACAAAGCAGACGAGGCCCAGUUUCGCAGGUUCCUUCGGGAGCUGGUGCGUGAGCGUUCGUUGCCGGAAGUGGUGGACGUCUACCACGCCUUCAUGGGCUUCUGCGCCGAGACCGGCUCGUCCCUGCUCUCGCCCCUGACCCAGAAGCGUACGAGCACGACGAGCAGUCAGGAGGGUGCCACGCACACUGGCUAUGCCAACAACUUUGGAGCUGGCCCCGGGGGCGCUUCGUCCAAGGGCAUCGAGGGGGUCGUGGUCACCUGCACCUUCAAGGCCCUGGUUACCCGGCUGGCACGCUGCGGGAAGGACCUCAAGAACCAGGACAACAUGUCGCUGUACUGUGACCUGCGCCAGCUCAUGAGCUACGUUCACGACAACCAUGGCGGCAUCUUUCGGAGAGUGGCUCUGAGCGGGAUGCUGGACAGUGCAGACCGGCCCAACAAGAAGAAGAACUACGUCCCAGGCACCAGGAUUGUCAGGCACACAAAGUCUCUGGAGCACGAGGAAAUGAGAGACCCUUUGUUCUCGUCGAACGUGUUCAUCAUCGACGAGACUGCGGUUGAAAAGAGCAGCCGAAAGUCCUUCUUCCGCAAGAGAGGUGUGAGGAAGGUGCCCAGUGCCCAGAGCAUUCUGGACGAGAAGGAGGACGUCUCUGCGUGCCCGAGCCCCCUGCCGGGGCAGACCACCCCGUCGUUUCCCCGGCAACACCGGGCCCUGUCCGCCAGGCUCAGUGUUUCGGAAGGAGACAACAUUUCCCUCACCCCCAAGCACAGCAAGGGCUCCAAGUUUCCCCUGGUGGGGUGGCUGCGGGGGGACCGCAGGACGGACACGGGGGAGGAGGAGGCGUCCUCCCCUGGAGGCCUUCCGGCCGACAGUUCACCCGGCGCCGUGGACCGGGUGCCCCGGCGCUCGAGCGCCCUGAACCGGGGCAUGCCGGCCAAGCCUCCGCCCAAGUCGGCCAGUCACAUGAGCCUGACCCUGCUGCGGGCACGCAGGCGCAUGGAGGACCAGCUCUGCAAGCUCGGCUUCGGGCGCAGCAAGAGCAAGCACGGCAGCUUCGAGGAGCCCCCAGACCUGAGCCGCCGCAACUCGUUCGACCUGGACCCGGCCCAGCGGGAGGGGGAGAUGCUGAUGCUGAAGGAGAGCAAGCUGGUGAACAUGCAGCUGGUGCAGGACGGCAUGCUGCGCUUCGCCUUCCUCCAGGAGGUCUGCCAGCCGGGCACCGUGCCAGAUGCCCCGCUGCUGGCCGCAGCCCUCGACCUGAAGGCUCCCGUGGUGUCCCGGGCAGCGCUGUACCUGGAGUGCGCCCACUUCGUGCACCGGUGCAACCGCGGCCAGUGGCCCACCUGGAUGAAGCUGAACCUGCCGGUGUUCCGCCCCUCGGGGCCCCUGGCCAACCGGGGCACCCCGUCGGGCAUGCAUCGCACCCACAUCCUGCAGAGGGCCGCGGGAAAGCUCUUCUUCCAGUGGGCGGAGGCCAUUGGGGCCAGGCUCGAGGAGAUGCUCCAAAGUGAGGUGCUGGACCCUCUGGAGCUGGCGGCCCUGGCUGCAGAUGAACAGAAGCGUCGCCAGUGCAGGAUGGAGGACGAGGAGGAAGACUUUCUGGACGAGGCGAGCAUCGACCCGGCGGGCAGCGGGUGCCCAUUUGCCCUGAAGAUGGCGGCGUGCCAGCUGCUGCUGGAGGUGACGGCGUUCCUGCGAGAGACAUACCAGCUGCUGCCCCACAAGGCCGGCCUGCGCACGUCCACGCGGGAGCGCCCGCCGAUGGAGCCUCGUAGUGUGAACGCCAACCGUCGCUGGAGCAUGGCCCUCAGCACUCUGGGCGUGAGCCAGACCUCGGCCCACAGCCUGGUCUCGCUCGCCGAGCAGACCCACCCAGUUGUGGUAGGAGAGAGAAGGAUCAGCUUUGUGCUGCACGAAGCAGACGCCGAAGGAGAGUCGGAGAACAGCAGCAACAACACGGUCAACGUGCCAGAGGAACUCGUCCUUCCAGACGAAAAACGAGGCCGGCGCAUUGCCCAGGGGCGUCCCCACCUGCUGCGCAGGGCGGGGGGCUCCUGUGCGGGCCACAACUCGAGCUUCAAGCGCUGCAGCCUCAAGCUGAAGAAGCCCGGCGACCGCAAGUCCCGGGCACGUUCCUCGACGUUCGCCGAAGACGAGGAGGAGGGAGGGUUGAGGAGAACGGAGAGCAUCAAGUCCCGGCGCAAGGUGAGCGCGGUCUCUGACCGGAGCGACACGAGCGAGCGGGCGGACGUGAGUGGGGAGGAGAGCCCGGGAGUGCUCAGCGACGAGCCAGCACCAGAGAGCCCCGUGGACCUGCUCGCAGCAGACGGAGAGGACGCCGCCGCCAUCGCCGCCAGGAUGCCCUGGCUCAAGGUCAUAGUCCAACUGUGUGGUACCCUGAACUUCACCUGCACGCACCAGCAGUUUUGCCACUUUACGUGUUACCGGCGACAGAUGAGAGCUUGCAACCGCCUCGCAAAGAGUGUGCGAAAGGUUUAUGGAGACGACUUUGGACUCAUCCAAGACAUUGGGAAGCAGCAGGAAGACAAGGAAGGUGGAAAGAAGGACAAGAAAUUCAAGAAGAUCAUCACGGGCCCCAGCUCGCCGCUGCGACGCAAGGCAAGCCUGGCCCACAACCUGGAGAAGCUGGAACGCGCCCUGGACGGAGCCCGGUCCCUACACAGCAGCGCCACCUGCCUGGUGCACGACGUGGAAGGAGGGCUGACUGCCGGGGGAGGGGCAGAGGGUAAGGCAGAGCCCAGAAAGAGGCCCCGCCCCCUGGCCAGGGACGACAACCCCACCCUCAAGUACCUCAGGACUCAGGUGAUGGGCCUGUUCCACAGCCCCCUAUCGACGCUCAUCAAGGGCAUCGUGGUGGCUUCGGAAGAGACCCUGGUCGAAGCUAUGCCAAUCGCCUGGGAACUCCUGCUUGAGGGCGAUCAGCAGCUGGCUGCAGUUUCGGCUGUAACCUUCAUUCUGGCUGCCGUCAAGGCACCCGAACACGCCUCCGAACUCGUGAGCAGGGAACUGAAGAGCGAGGACACAACACAGAGGGUCAAUGCCCUACUCAGGUUUCAAGCCCUGUGGAAGUUCCGUUACCAGUGCUGGCUCAGGAUGGAAGAGGCGGCACAUUUGGUUUUCAAGGUGCCCCCUCCCACGAUUGAGUUCACCCUGCCGAGCCCCCGCAUUGCCCUGGACUGCGCUCCGGUGGCGGAUCCGCCUUGGAUGCCCCAGGUCAAGACCAAGGUGGAGGAGGUCACCAUCAACCAGGACCAGUCGCGUUCGUUUGUGACGGCGACCCAGACACGGCGUAAGCAGCAGAUGGAGCUGAUUCAUCGGGCACUUCAGGCAGAGGAGGAGAAGAAGUGCAAUGAGCGGGAGAACUUCCACAUCACGGCCGUGGCCGUCAACGUGCUCUCGGCCUACGAGCCGGCACUCUUUCACGCCGUCGAGGAACAUGAGGAAGGGGACGAAGACCAGUUGGCGGAGCGCAGUGCGGCCCAUCCGAUCCACGUGGCCCACGCCUUGUUCCCGUCCUGCCUGUGUUCCGCAGCCGUCUUCAUCAUCAACCUCCUCAACGACGCCGAGGUCAACAUGGACGGCGUUGCCGUGUACGAGGUGGCCUACCAGGUGGUGUGGCGCUGCCUGGUGGAGGACACGGCGCUGUUUCUGCGCCACUUCCUGGAGCGGCUGACCCGGGAGAAGCAGGACACGGUGAUCCAGGUGCUGAGGCGCCUGCUGCGCUUCGUUCCCCGGCUGCCCGCCCAGGCCGCCCACACCCUCUACAACUACCUGGUUGGCUACAUAAUGUUCUACAUCCGAGCUCCCAUUGAAGGUGGCACAGAGCUCAUUGCUAACGCACUUUCCAUACUCUGGCUGGUUGUGCCGAGUGUCCAUGGAUUGUACCUCAAAGACCUCAAACAAGUCUUGAGGAAGGAGCAGUGCGACGCGACCCUGCUCAUCACGGCCAACGUACCGAGCGCCAAAAAGAUCAUCGUCCAUGGACCCGACGUUGGCGGGAUACCUUCCCAGUUCCCAAUUCACGAGGACACACAGUUUCUGCACAUCCUCCAAGACAGCCUCGACUUCUUCAGCAUAGAAGAAAACGAGCACAAGUGUUUCUUUCUGGUGGACACUAAGACAAACCAGAUGCACAACCCCAGCGCCUUUGUCCGAGACUUCUACUUCUUCAAGCGGUCGCAGUAUCCUCAACUGACCCUCCUCAAAAUGGAUCCGGAGGAAGCGUUCCAGGCCGGGCAGCAGCAGGCAUUUUACCUGCAUUUCGUUGAAGUUGGCAAGGUUCUGAUGAGCCUGGCCAUCCUGAGGACCAGCCACCAGCUGGCGCCGAGGGUCCUGUUCCUGCAUGACGAGCUCACCAAGCUGCCCUCGUUUCCCCGGAAGGCCCUGGAGGCUGACUUCGAGCUCUACACCGGCAAGUUCGGAAAAGAACUUCUAGGAAUGGAUACACUGCACAAGAUGGUCUGGGUGAAACUGAUGGCUCGAAUGUUCGAGGCGAUGGCGGGGUUCUUCGCCCACUCGUCGGACAUCCACCUGUUUCUCAACGUGGUCAACGGGGCGCUGGUGCUCCACCCGGAGGAUGCCACCAUCCUCCGCCUCUGCAUGGCCACCUACAUCAACGCGGCACACCAGUUUAGGAACAUCUUUGCCUCCAAUGGUUAUUUGCUGAUUAUGCCGACUAUCCUCCAAAUCUACUCCAACCAUCAGACCAAUGGACUGCUGUGCAGGACAGUGGAGUUCAUCUGCAAGCAGUUCUAUAUCAUGCACAGGAAACCCUUCAUUCUCCAGAUGUUUGGUAGCGUUGCACCGCUGUUGGACCUUGAUGUUAACAGUAACUUCGGAGAUGCAAACAAGAUGCAGCCCAAGGCCCUGUUCCAGCUGCUGCAGUCCCUGGCCCAGUACAUUGUAGAUCCCCUGGAUAUCCUGGAGCUGGUGGAUGCAGAGAAGCCCUUGCGGGCACUGGACUUCUGCUACCAGAUGGACCCGGACACCCUGACCAUUCUGGACGCCGUCUCCCUCUGCGUCACCGUCGUGUCCUACGCCUCGGACUCUCAUCGGGGACACCAGAUGCUGACAAUCCUGGAGGCGGUGCUGCCCUUUUACCUGCACCAUCUGCAGUCACUGACGACGAGGAAGGAAACGCCUGGGGGUCCCCGCACGGAGCUGCAGAUGAUCCACAGCGUGUCCGUCUGCAUGAAGACACUCAUCAGCAACUGUGAAGCCCUCACCAGGAACUAUACGGGGCCUCAGAAAGCGAUUGACCUGAGGGGUUCUAGCAUCAAGAAUGCCUCACGAGGUGCUUGUUCGCCUCCCUUCGAAGUCGAGGAGGACCUGCCGUCCAGGUUUGUGAACGAGACACUGUACGGGGCGCGCAAGCCCGCCCUGGGCUACGAGCGUGGGGAGGACGAGGACAGCGACCUGGUGCGACUGGAGUUCCGCCAGCCGAGGGACACUCUCCUGUGCGUGGUGGCCGAGUUCCUCACCAAGUGCUCGGCCCGCCUGGCCGACCUCAGCAAGAAGAUCCCGGACCUGCCCAGCAAGGCCACCGAGUUGCUCGACGUCAAGUGUCACCUGCGACUAGCCGAAGUGGCCCACAGCCUGCUCAAGAUGGCCCCUUACGACCCCCAGACGAUGGCGUGCCGGGGCCUGCGGCGCUACCUCAACGAGGUGCUCCCGCAGUCGGAGUGGGCCCAGGAGGCCAUGCGCCCGGCACUCAUUAUGGUCAUACGCCGGCUCGACAAGACCUUCACCAAGAUCGCCAAGAAGCCGGCCAUACGGAGGCUGGUUGACUGGGAAGCAGCUCGCAACCUUCUCAAGGGGGUCUACAUGACCCUGUUCAAGCACCCAUACAUUGCCCAUCUGCCACACCUCAAGUCGCUGGUCGCCAUCUGCCAGAGCAUCAUCGUGGGAGAUCAGAACGCCUCGCUGGUAGCCGAGAGCAGCGGCAACGUGUCGGUCUCUGCCGCAGCCCUGGCUCAGUCCCCGCCUCCGGGCUUCUGCUCGGUGGCCGUGCGCCUCGUCACCAUGCAGAUGAUCGCCCUCGGGGAGUCGCUCUCUCUCGAAAGCAUCUGUGGAGGAUCGUCUAUCCUGUCAAGCACAGACAAGACGGAAAUUUUUUUGAUGAAUUUCAUUCUUCCGCUCUGCAUACGGGUCAGCAGCGGAGUCAAAGGUGGGUUGAUGUGCUGUCUGCAUGCAUUCGGAGAAAGAAAAUUGAAUCUCUUAUACUCGCCAUACUGA
Ixodes scapularis (black-legged tick) is the source of this 8807-nucleotide messenger RNA. Its product is annotated as protein unc-80 homolog. Gene Ontology annotation, cellular component: cation channel complex; axon. The transcript has 55 exons. The record is from RefSeq and is a predicted model, not a curated record. Gene Ontology annotation, biological process: monoatomic cation homeostasis. NCBI's taxonomy places the organism in Eukaryota, Metazoa, Arthropoda, Arachnida, Ixodida, Ixodidae. Gene Ontology annotation, molecular function: monoatomic cation channel activity. Bases 159 to 8807 code for a protein of 2882 amino acids.